Molecule: messenger RNA, 1140 nt
Organism: Varanus komodoensis (Komodo dragon)
Lineage: Eukaryota; Metazoa; Chordata; Lepidosauria; Squamata; Varanidae
Product: zinc finger and SCAN domain-containing protein 31-like
Exons: 3
Coding region: 151-729 (192 amino acids)
Source: RefSeq, a predicted model, not a curated record
AGUCAGGGCAAUUGCAUAACAAAAGCUUCAUCUGGAAGCACCCAAAUAGUUUGAGAAGAUAUAUCACUUAUUAAUUCCACUAAUUUCAGCAGUCUUUGACAAGAAAGAAAUCAGAAGACUAAAGACGUUCUUUUGGAAGCUACCUUUGGCAUGAAGAUGGGAGAACAUGGUUUAGCAGGACCUCAAGAAGAAAAUGGCCUUGAAGUAGCUGAGCCUGCAAGUAAUAACAAAUUCUGGGAAAGAACAGUGCAAAAGAUCCUGGAUGAGGAGGACCUCAUCAGCUCAGCUGUACGGUGCCAGGCUUUUAGGCGGUUCCGCUACCAGGAAGCUGAGAGUCCACAGGAGGUUUGCAAUAGACUCUGCCAUCUUUGUUGUAAGUGGCUGAAGCCAGAGCAAAACACAAAAUAUCAGAUCCUGGACCUGGUGAUCCUGGAGCAGUUUUUGACUAUUCUGCCACAGGAGAUUGAAAACUGGGUCAGAGAAUGUGGACCAGAAACCAGUUCUCAAGCAGUGGCUUUAGCAGAAGGCUUCCUGCUGUGUCAGGCAGAGAUCAAGGCACAGGUAGAACAGACAAAGGGCUUUUUAGCAGACUUGGAUAGCUCUGAAAUGAAGAAGGUUCCACUGGACACCAAGCAGAAGCCACUGUGCAGGGAAAUAUCUGAAAAGAGUAAAAGAGGUACCAGCUCCCUGGAUCAGAAAUCUGGCCUGCAUUUCGUGCUCAACAUGUAAAUUCUUUGUUCCAGUUUUUGGACAGUUUGAUCAAAAGAUAAAGCAUCUUCAUAUCAUCCUUGACUGCCUUACAGGUGGUGAAAUGACACUCACAGUACAAUCCAGGUUGCCUAACCCUCACAGUGGAAUAGAAAUUGCUUCUAUGCAGCCUGUGCAGGUAAGGAAUCAUCAGAGAGAAAGACACAAGACAGCUGAAGUAUAUCUGUCUGUCCUUGGCACAUAACCCUGGACAUAAAAUAAUUGGUUUAUUUCUCUUUCCUUGCCUUCAUAUUGGGCUAUGAGUAUCACAUGUGACAAUUUAAAUCCUGCUGAAUACCACCCCAAUCCUUUUGCAUUGUGCUGGAAGGUGAAGAACCUAUGCUUUAUCUGUGGGAGAAAAUGUUUUCUUUCUGUUUCAGGGUCCGCUGUCCU